AUGAUGGUGGAGGACGAGGAGUUGGAGACGCGUCAGCUUGAUCUGGACUCGGACCUGGAGCCGCUCAGCCGGCCGCGCUCCUGCACCUGGCCGCCACCGUGUCCCGAGGACUUCCCCGCAGACCUAAACGGUGCUCCCUGUCCACUAACCGUGUUAAAGACCGAAGCAGACAUAGGACAGAAUCAGUCGUGCAGAUCGGGAAGGAAAAGCGUGAAUCUGGGCGAACUAAAGCGUGAACCUGGAGCGGCACUGAUGCCAUGCCUGACCGCCGCUGCGCUCGAUGUGGCUGGGCAGCUGCGCAAAGCAAAGUCCUCCCGACGCAACGCGUGGGGCAACCUUUCCUACGCUGACCUGAUCACCCGCGCUAUAGAGAGCACGCCCGAAAAAAGACUCACCCUGUCACAGAUCUACGACUGGAUGGUGCGAUUCGUUCCUUAUUUCAAGGAUAAAGGGGACAGCAAUAGCUCGGCAGGGUGGAAGAAUUCCAUACGGCAUAAUCUGUCUCUGCACACCCGUUUCAUCAGGGUGCAGAACGAGGGCACAGGAAAGAGCUCCUGGUGGAUGCUAAACCCUGAAGGAGGCAAGGCGGGAAAAGCUCCCCGGCGACGGGCAGUCUCCUUGGACAACAACACCAAGUACAUGAAGUGCAAAGGCCGUGUAAAUCGCAAGAAGAUGGUCGGCAGGGCAGGUCUGGGCACAGCUGGACAGGGAUUUCAUUGCUCCCCAGAGCAAGGAAGUCCAGUAGGGAAGAAUGUGACAGGAGCAACAGGUGUUGUGGAGGAGUUUGAGGCGUGGACAGAUCUCCACUCACGGACCAGUUCUGCAGCUUCCACUUUGAGCCUGUCACCUAUUAUGGCCGAGGAGGAGUUAGAAAACCAAGAGGAAGGCAGACUGUCCUGCUCCACAUCACCACACAUCUAUCCUAGUCCAUCCAGCACCCAAUCUCCUGCAGCACAUUGCCCACCUGUUGAACUGCCACAGCUAUCCGACCUUACUGGGACCAUCAGCCUGGAAGAAGGUUAUCACCACCAACAGCCCCCAUGCCACAAGCAUUCUGCCUACCAUUAUAGUAGUGGGUCAAAAGGCCAGAGCUCUUAUAGUGGUUCGGUAUAUGGACAAGCAAGUGUGGGCAUGCUGUGCCACCAAUCCCCCUUGCAAACCAUCCAGGAGAACAAGGCCUCCAGCUUCUCUGGCAACAUGCAGACUUACUCAGGCACAAAUGCCUUACAGAGUUUACUGACUAGAGGGUCACAGUACUGUGCCAAGGACAUGAUGCUCGGCCAGGAGCAUGAGGUCAUGGCGAUUUCCUCCAGCAGUGGGGUGGGAAGCCAUCAUGGGCACAACUCUGGGCACACCCACAACAGCACACAUGAUCAUAAUCCUACUCCCAGCACCCACAGUCUUAAUCCGUCACACAACCACAUCUCUGCUCCAAACACAACCAGCAACCCCACUCACAGCCACAGCAUGAAUCAUAGCAUACAUCACAGCAUAGGACAGAACCAUUCUACUCAAGUCCAUGCCAUUAAUGCGCCAACCAUUAGUGGCCACAUGCAGCCCUACAGCCAUAAAGCUUCAUAUCUGUACAGUACUCCAGCUCAUGCACACCUUCCUGCCUCCACCACAUUACCCUCGAACCCUGCCGGGAUGCAGGGUGUCUCUCAGGAGUCCUGCCACCUAGCCACUGCCCCACGUCCACAUCCACGGUACAACACGACAUACCCAGGCCCACACCAGCAAGGAAUGGCUGAUGGCCCAUACCAUCAAGCUCAGGUAAUAGGAGAAGGAGCAGGGGGCAGUGGUUAUCAAGGUUUUCACCACCCCCAUCAUGGCUACCCCUACGAACGGCUUCCGGCAGAUCUAGAUCUGGACAUUUUUCAUGGCAGCCUGGACUGUGAUGUUGAAUCUGUUCUUCUACAUGACAUGAUGGACUCAGGUGAGGAGAUGGACUUUAACUUUGACUGCUCCCUGGCACAAGGCAUGGGAGUCGGAAUGGGGAUUGGGAUGGGAAUGGGAAUGAGCAUUGGACUUACAGGCCCACAGCAGAGCCACAGCAACCAGAGCUGGGUGCCUGGCUGA
Trichomycterus rosablanca is the source of this 2079-nucleotide messenger RNA. RefSeq names its product forkhead box O6 a (gene foxo6a). Gene Ontology annotation, cellular component: nucleus. Gene Ontology annotation, molecular function: RNA polymerase II cis-regulatory region sequence-specific DNA binding; DNA-binding transcription factor activity, RNA polymerase II-specific. Gene Ontology annotation, biological process: regulation of transcription by RNA polymerase II. The record is from RefSeq and is a predicted model, not a curated record. The coding region runs from base 1 to 2079 and encodes 692 amino acids. The transcript has 2 exons. Lineage: Eukaryota; Metazoa; Chordata; Actinopteri; Siluriformes; Trichomycteridae.